Molecule: messenger RNA, 704 nt
Organism: Ostrinia nubilalis (European corn borer)
Lineage: Eukaryota; Metazoa; Arthropoda; Insecta; Lepidoptera; Crambidae
Exons: 3
Coding region: 89-574 (161 amino acids)
Source: RefSeq, a predicted model, not a curated record
UCAAAUGGUCAAAACAUUAAAAAAAUUGUCUGAAAAUUUUGUGUGAUUUAUUUAUUGGAAAAUAUUAAAAACAAGUAUAAUAAUCAUAAUGACCGAGAAAGAUUUGUUAGCAAAAUUAGCCAAUGUACCAUUGGCAAAGCCUGGUUUCGAUGCCCUUGGUAUGUCGGCUCCUGUUCUUGUACAAAUGAACCCUGAUGGUAAAUGGGAAAAUACUAAGCCAGGGAAUCUAGACGAGGAACGUCUGAAAGCUGUUGUUCAACAUCUAGUCAAUUCAAAAGCUGUAUCUGCAGCUCAAAGCUAUUGCUGUCAGUGUGCUAAAGACAGCCAGAAAGAAGGAGGAAAGUCGAAUUAUGUACCUGUGAUCAUGAUGCCUAUUUACCCUGCUGAUCAAUGCCCUUUCGACAUGGACUGCGAAGUACAAAAAAUCAAAGAAGCAGAAUCAAAACCCUCUAAAAAGAAGGGAAAAGACGAAAGCGCGAAAGAGAGUGAAAAAGAGAAAGAAAAAAAGAAAUCAAAGAAAAAGGGAUUCACUUUACAGCGGCUAACUGACUUUGACUUACUUUCACAGUGGUGAAUUUGUGAAAUUUGAAGCUACCUUUUGAUUAUGGCGUUGGUGUGGUAUUGUGAACGACUGUCCUGUGCUCAUUGAAAAGAAACUUUGAACAAAAGUAAAAUUACUAAUAAAAUUUUGGAAAAGUUAGUUA